Brassica napus (rape) is the source of this 3542-nucleotide messenger RNA. Its product is annotated as E3 ubiquitin-protein ligase RSL1-like. The record is from RefSeq and is a predicted model, not a curated record. Bases 1973 to 3265 code for a protein of 430 amino acids. Gene Ontology annotation, cellular component: ubiquitin ligase complex; cytoplasm. Gene Ontology annotation, molecular function: ubiquitin conjugating enzyme binding; zinc ion binding; nucleic acid binding. Gene Ontology annotation, biological process: protein polyubiquitination; positive regulation of proteasomal ubiquitin-dependent protein catabolic process; ubiquitin-dependent protein catabolic process. The transcript is spliced from 3 exons. Lineage: Eukaryota; Viridiplantae; Streptophyta; Magnoliopsida; Brassicales; Brassicaceae.
CUUAUUAAUGAUUAAAUCUGCUGGCCUUGGGUCAUCACCAUGUUUUCUGCAAUUUAUUUCUCUUCAUGUAUGAUAAAGAGCAGUUUGAAACGUAAAUCUGAAUAGGAAGGGUUGAGUAUGUGAUCUCCAUGUUUCUUUCCCAUCCAGUAGAGUGUUGUGUCAUAAGGAUUCCUGACAGUAGUAUAUGGCCCGAUGAAUAUAAAGACCAGACGCCCAACAUAAACUAAAGGAUGCUUACAAAUAUGUGUAAAAACAGUUUUAAACAAUUGUAGGAUGAAAGAUUUGAAUCCGUUAUCUUUAAGGCCCAACAUAUUUACCACUAUGCUAAAGAAUAUUGUGGUGAAAAUGAAGGCCGAUAAAUUAUAUAUUUUUGUGUCAGCCGGAAGCUCAAGCUUCCAUUGCUUGGUAUCAGGUCGAGUGUCGACUAAACUGCCGAUGAGUAUUCACAGACAAAGAAUCAAUGAGAGCGGUUUUUCUCUGUUUUGUAACAUAGAACACAUUCUGAGUUGUGAUUGGGGUUCCAGAUUUUUCUUUUGUCUCCUAUCAUGAGUCUGUUACAGUGGCCAACCAACCUCUUGAAGUUUUUCUCUUGCAGCAUAGUAUUUAUGUAUACAUUUUUUUAACUAUGAGAACAAUAAAAUUUUCACAGAAAUCACAUUCUUUUGAGAUUAUUAUGGGGCUAACACACAAGGUGAUUGUGAUCAUGGUAAAAAUGUGGUGCAUAAGGUGCAAUCACAUGAUCAAGUCAUCGAGUAAGGGGCGGCUAAAGGGAUGUUUGAUAAGUCCACAAGCCAAAGUAGAGACACAAUCCAUAUAUGGAGUAUCCACUGAAUUGUAAACAUCAAAACUGGUUUUCCUGCAGCAUAUCAAUCAUCCCAUUAUGACAAGAAGGAAGCGUUUUUAUCAAUAGUCACAUUCCAAGAAAGAAAACUAAACUUACCAGAAGAAAGAAGCUUAGACUCUCUGUUCGAUCUACAAACAUUUCGCCAACAAGUACUUAAUGAUUAAUGCAAGUAACAACUCAUAGCCAUACAAUCUAUUAAGCCAAUGAAUAACAUGAUACAAAAUUCCACAUGCAGCGCAAAAAACUACUAGUUACAAAUAAAAUAAAACAAAAUAUAAAAACGCAAACUUUAUGUCUUUGACGAAUGCAUUAUUAGAUUAAUAACGAAUAGUAGUGGGAUAUUUUGUUAAAAACAAUGUUUCUUGUUAGGUGUUCAUAAAAAAAACUAGGUGUUAAAAAAAAGAAGCAUUGCUUCUUUUUUUUAUGAGAGUAAAAUUUUGAUUUAUUAUUUCAAAAAUUAAAAUCAACAUUGAUUGAAAAUAUGAAAUUCAGCAACCAGAUUUACCGUUGAUUUAGCAGAAGGAAUACCAAGAGAGGAGACAUAGAAAAAUAAAUUGUUUUCUCUACUGAAACAGAUUAGUUUCAUAGAGAAUGGAGAAAUAUAUCUCACAGUUUAUUGAGUUAUUCCAUGGCAAAAGUCUUUCCUUUAUUUUUGGUAGGGUAAGACACAGACCGAAUAUUCGGACUUCAAAAUUAUUCAUAAUCCUAUUUGUUUUAUCUGGAUAAUUAUUCGAUUUGAUCCGAUUCAAUUUGCAUUUAUCCGGAUAUUCAGUGUGAAUAUCCGAUAUGAUACAUAUAAAUAAAAUAAUAAAUAAAUAAUAAAUAAGGUCUAAAAAUAAUAUAAAAAUAAUAUUUAAUUAUAAAAUAUAAAUUUAUUUACUUUUUAAAACUAUAAUAAGUAAAAUAAUCAAUUUAAUAAAUAAAAAAAAUUGUAAACUUCAAUAAUAGAUAAAAGUAAAAUAGAAAAUUUCCAAAAAUAUUAUUGAGUUAUGACUUUGGAUUCUAGUCAAUAUUCUCACGAUGGACGCACCAAUCAUAUAAAACGUAACUUCGAAAUCCUUAGCUAAACAAAGGAAAUACAAAAUUUAAGGCUCUUAUAAGAGUGAUCUUGCGGUAGCAGAAAAAAACAUGGUCAAUGGAUUCCCUACAAUAGACGGUCCAACACCCGCCGGAAAACCCUCAUCGGAUAAACACUCCGGCAAAAUUGACGUCGGUCAUCACAUGUACAGCCUUUACUUCAAGGGUUUGGUCAGCGAGGACUCAUUGGCCGGAUUUGGGGUCGCAAUUUUGGGGCAGAAAGAUGAACUCGUGUUUCAGAUGAAGGGACCAAUUCAUGGCACCGACAUUACUGUUUUGGAAGCUGAGCUUAGUGCAUUGAAGCGAGGACUAACCGAAGCUGCGGAUUUAGGGAUCAACCAUAUCACAAUUUACAGUGAUAAUCAUCCAACUCACGACUUAAUCAGUGGAAGGUUGGUGCCAAAGGAGAAUAAUAUGGCCUUGCUAGUAAACGAUGUGCAGCGCAUCAGGGGAAGGUUUUCGUCUAGCUUUACAAUUUUUGUGUCCCGAUGUAGUAUCAAACAUGCUUAUAAACUAGCUAGAGAAACAAUAGUUUCUGAACAAAUCAGCAUACCUGUGGAUACUCCUCCUCGACGAGCCAAGCCUGCCCGGAAAAUGACUUGUGCUAUAUGUUUAGAUGAUGAUGUCAAUGCUGAUCAGAUGUUUACUGUUGAUAAAUGUGGUCAUCGGUUUUGUUCCGAGUGUGUGAAACGACACAUAGAGGUAAGGCUACUCGAAGGAAGUGUGAUGACGUGUCCUCAGUUUCGUUGCAAGUCUGAACUGAAUUUUUAUAGAUGUGCCGAUCUUUUGACACCUAAAUUAAGAGAGAUUUGGCGACAAAGGAUCAGAGAGAACUCGAUUCCUUUUGAGGAAAGAGUUUAUUGCCCUAACCCGAAGUGCUCAGCUUUAAUGCGCGUAACCGAGCUUUCAAAACUGAAUAAAGAGAGUGCAGUUAGGAGAUGCUGCGAAAAAUGCGGUGAGCCCUUCUGCACCAACUGCAAGUUUCCAUGGCAUGAUAACUUGUCAUGCGACGAUUUCAAGAUAAUGCAUCCAAAUUUAAGAGAAAGCGAGCUAAAGCUACAUGCCCUAGCAAAUCAGAAACUGUGGCGUCAGUGCGGAAAAUGCCAACACAUGAUUGAACUUUCUAAAGGAUGCGUCCUCGUAGUUUGCAGAUGUGGACAUAAGUUUUGCUACCGAUGCGGAGCCAAUGCUCGAAGUUGCACACAUGGACUUGGCCAUAUGUUUCCACCACAGCCUCAAGAGCUGGAAUCUCCGCCACCGGCACCGCCAUGCUGGGCACAAUGUUUAUGUUGGUUGUUUCUUCUAUUGUGCGUAUAUUUUAUAUCUGUUGGUAUCAAAUCCUGAUAGUAUAAUCGAGGUUUAAAGGUAGUUUCAAAGGGUUAAUAUUUCAAUAGACAAGUUACCAUUCUGAUUAUCAAAACAAUUUGGUCUUCUCGUAUAUAUUUUCUUAUAACACUAUUCACACUAAACCAAAUUUGGUGGGAUAAUAUCACUUUUAGUGUAAGUUAGUGGGAUAAUGUAAAUUUUAGUGUUUCGUUAGAGAUGAAAUUACACCAAAUUUGGUGUUUGGUAUUCCAUUAUAGAUGCCUUAAGCUUUUGGAGAUUAUAGAAACUGGUUAAC